CUUGGCAACUUCACUCCCUCAUGCGCUUUUGGGUUUCGCCCUUUCUCUCCCACACUCUCUCACAAUUUAAUGCUUAACGAGAAGACGCUUACAUGACCAGGGACCUUGCCAGUGCAUUCUGUCUGCAAUUUGCGUGGCUAGAGGACGAGUGCUUUUGACCAUGGACAACGACGUCUCCGAACUAGUCGAAAGGCUAGGAAGCGAUGAGGAUGCGGUGCGCAAAAUGGCCGUAUUCAAGCUGCAGAACAGCAUUGGUGAUCCUUCAUUCGCAGAUACUUUCAUCGCAGAAGAUGGACUAACCCGACUGCGCUAUCUGACGUUACAUGCGAGCGGAAACACAUUGGCGUACAGCUUAACCAGCUUCGCAAGGUUGUUGGAAGUUGAUAAGGGAUGGGAAUGUGUGGACCAGGAACUUGUUGAGAGAAUCGUUGAGCUGAUAGUGAUGCAUCCCUUGGUCAACAUCCUACGAGGUGCCAUGUCUAUUCUGGUGUCCAUCGUAUCUCAUCCCUACACCGGUGGCGGUCGUCUGUCGCAAAAUGGUACUUUCGGAUUUCGCGCCCUAAAGCCUGCCAUUGCUAUUUAUCCACAGUUUUUGGAAAUGCUUGUCAGCCGACUCUCUUCCGCAGAUCACGCUCUGUGCGCCAAUGCUCUUCAAUUGAUAAACUCCCUAAUGCGCGAUUCAAUCACAAAUGAUUCGGAGCUGGAAUGGCCGAAAUUUAUCCAGAAACUUCAGGAUCUGGGGGUUAUCAAAGCAGUUUAUUCUCUUAUGCAGGGCACCGCACUACAGGAUCAUGCACAUCCGCUAAUUGAAUUUCAGUCCCUUACCAAGGUUCUCUUGAGGAAAUGGCGCGAUAUUCCCCUAGACCUGGAAAAGCCUGAGCAUCGAAGGGCAUUGAAGGGCAUUCACCUAGCGAGCACUAAUGACAAAGGAGCUGAGGCCAGCAAUGACGUACGGCGAUCGAAAAAGCACAACCCGGAGAAGUGGAGGCGACUUGGGUUCGAAACAGAGAGCCCUGUGGUACAGUUCGAAGACAUGGGAUUUCUGGGAAUGAUGGAUUUAGCGGAUUUUGUCAGGAACCAUCAAGAUGCAUUUCAGAAGAUGCUUCUGGAGCAAUCUACAAAGCCAACGCUGCAGCGCUGCCCAAUUGCCCGCGCGUCCUUGUCCGUCACAUCAAUUAUAUACGACCAUUUCGAGGUCGAUAAAUCGGAGGUCGAAGACACCAAAAGCUAUUUGCUAUUAGAAUCUCGGUCUAAUCUGGACAAGAUAUUCAAGCCGCUUCUUUUACACUGGACUCGAUUACAUGUUGCUGGUUUGCAUGCAUUCUUUCGUCUAUGGAAAGCUACAGGAGCUGAACUAGAAGAUUACGACAAGAUCGUUGAGCUGGUGCGCAUUCUCAUUGAAUCGGUCGUUGGGGGUGCCGCAAGAACGAAGGACGUGCAAGAUGUCGAAGAAGAGUUAAGCGAUUUUGAAUAUAGCCGGCUUCGUAGUCUACAAAUGGAGUUGCUGGAGCUUACGUACGAGGACGUUUGGGGGCAGCAUUUGCGACAAGUACGAGAAGAAUUGCAGCAUGAAGCCUUGCAGUUUGUCAAGGAGCAGAGAAUCCGGUGCCUACUACAGGGUGCUUGGUUCCCCAACGAGAGUGCGCCCAUAGUGGAUGGAAGCUCCAAAUGGAAGUUUAUCCAGCUUUCACAUAAUCGAAGAUUCCUACACUUUGGGGAUUUUGAGUCCGCAGACAUGAAGCGCCCAGAGCUCGACGUGCUUCCUGGGAAAAUUGAUCUAUCCAUCGUGUCUUCAGUGGUUUCCAAUGUAUCGGCGCCUCCCGAUGACUCGUCCGCUUCAACCGUCAAGAGCAUGACCCAACACGUUUCAUCUACAAAAAUUACGAUUCACGGCUACGCCCAUUCGUCCCCAAUUUCAAGUGACGGCCAUAAGAGUAAUGGUCAUAUCCGAUCCGCCAGCCGAACAACCCAAAGGGAGGUUGUUCUUUUAAGUCUUCGUCCUCAAUCUCCAAGCAUUGCAUCGGAGUGGCUUGAUGGUCUACUCAUGCUUCUCAACCAGCAACCCAUCACAGCAGAAACCAGCAAGUUGAUCAACCUGAUCAGUAACUACGGGCUUAAGAUCCGUUUGUUGAAUGUUCGAUUUGACGACGCAGUAUUCGCAGGGGAGGCCCCCGCUGUUCCCUCACGAGAUGGACUCACUGAUGACUAUUAUUAUGAUGUGUUUGGAGGUUCUUAGAAUACUAAUGUCUCUCAAUGCUGGUGACCCCAGAUAAGAAGAUAAAGCGCUGAUUGCACAUAUGCCCUCAGUGUCUGUACUUUUAUCAUUUGUAUAUUCUUCGGAACCUUUUAUGUCAACUAUAACGGCACUUUAAUUCACCAUGAAAGCUUACAGUUCGUUCCUGGGGAAUUUCCUGGAACAGCUUACAUGGGGCUACGAGCACUUCGAAUUAUAAUUCAGGAUGCUUUUUAUUCAUUGCCCUAGGGUCGCCGAGUAAUUAUUUCAGCUGGUAUAUAGUCUCCCAGUUGGGUUCGAAUAACUAUAUAUUUACAACCCCC
Aspergillus ochraceoroseus IBT 24754 is the source of this 2556-nucleotide messenger RNA. RefSeq names its product ELMO/CED-12 family protein. The transcript has 3 exons. The coding region runs from base 161 to 2236 and encodes 691 amino acids. Lineage: Eukaryota; Fungi; Ascomycota; Eurotiomycetes; Eurotiales; Aspergillaceae. Gene Ontology annotation, biological process: actin filament organization; cell motility. The record is from RefSeq and is a predicted model, not a curated record. Gene Ontology annotation, cellular component: plasma membrane.